GUUCCCAAGCCCUGGAAGUUAAAGAAGUUGGCUUUGUCAACUUACGGCGUUGUCAAACAAGAAUAUCAUUGUACUGUUGAUUGUCAUGCAAUGAUGUGAACACCUGCUUGUGCAAUGAAUGGCAUGAAAUUCAAUGCCCUAUUUGUGGACAGUGGUGCUUUGGGUGGACUUGCGGAUGGGAGGGAGGCGCUGGAUGUGUUUGCCAGUGGGAAUCGCGACAUCGAUGAGAAUCAUGGGCAUUCGAAUGGGUCUAGGGUUGGGACCUGGAACGGGAUUGGUCCUUGGAACGGGUCGGCUGUUCCAGGUAUAGAUGAGAAGAGGGGGAACUCGAGUGGUCUCGCUGGCGUUGGGACCGGGAAAGAGGGCGGGACUUGCAACGGCUCGGCUGCUCCGAGUAUUGAUGAGAAUGGGACCUUGAAUGGUCUCCCUGGUGUUGGGAAUGGGAAAGGGGUUUGUGCUGGGAACGGCUUGGCUCCUGGAAGUGGGAAGGGGUGGAAGGGGACUGGAGCUUGGGCCGGGAGCAGGAAUGGCGGGUCGCAUGGGACGACGUCGGGGAAACCCAGGCAGUGUGCAACACAUGGAAACUGUGUCGUCGCUCAUUUGGCCAAGCGAGAUCAGAAUGGCAACUGUGCGACUGUAUGUGGUCAUGGUUGUGGUGACUGUGAGGGUCAUCGCGGUGAUGAUACCUAUGACGAUGUUGAUGGGGAUGAUGACGACGCAAGAUUUUUGCCUUUGGCAAACGAUUACCCAGAUCGAUUGGCGGGUUUGGCGUUGAAAGCCAGCCCAGAACAAGUUUGCUUGUCCCUGCUGACCAGUACGAGAUCCAUCGCUGGUGGCGAUAGUAGUAGUAGUCGUGAUAGUAAUAGCCAUAGCCAUAGCCAUACGAAUAGCCGGUUUAGGAAAAAUAAUGUUAGGGGUCGUGAAGAUGAGCGGCUAGGGGAUUGUAGGACGACGCUUCUGAAGGGUUGUUGCUGUUCUUCUUCUUCAUCAUCAUCAUCAUCAUCAUCUUCGUCGUCGUCUUCUUUGUCUUCUUCUUUGUCUUAUUCGUCUUCGUCAUCGUCGUCGUUGUCGUCUUGGGCUGCCGGCGUGAAUGGUAAUUGCACUUGCAUUGCGAGUGGUGACAGGAUAGGGGGGGACAAUGGGAGCUGCUGCCUGAGGAGGAGGAGGAGGAAGAUUGCAGGAGGCGAUCAACGAAUGAUGAAGGGUGGGAAUGUCUGUGUGGAUGGACGUGGCAGCGGUGGUUGUGGUGAUGGGUUUUGCGGGAUUGCUAGGGGAGAAGAUGCUGGAGGGAGGGGGAAAGAGGAGGCGGCGGAGGAGGAGGAGGGUGUGUCCUGCGUUGCUGCUGAGGUUGCGGGCAGAGAUAGUCGGUCUUGGAAGAGCGGCCUGAUCUGCGAAGCAAGGGGUAAGAAGAGAAAUGCCGGAAGAGAGGAAGAAGACACAGGGGUAAUUACGGCGGCGGCAGUAUCCAAGGACGAACCCGAUAACUUCGCGGCAGAAGGUGAUGACGAUGCUUAUAUGAUGAAAGUGGAAUUAAUAUGCGGGCAGAAUGGGCGGUUGGCGAUGGUGGAAGCGGCGAAGAUGGUUUGCUUGUCUGCUCUGGAGAGGUGUUCCCGUGGGAACGGCGCUCGCAACGUGGCAGGUAAACAGCAAGGGUGGGGACCACCACAAGUUCAACAAUUGGACCGAGAUUGGGAGCAGGAACAGGGUUGGGACCCUGAGGAUCAUCAACUGGACCGCGAGUGGGACCAGGAGGAACAGGGUUGGGACCACCACCAUAAGCCCUGUCAAGCCGACUUUGAACGUUGUCUCGCCGCUGUUGGGGGCUUGACAGUGGAACCCGAGAUGAUUGUGCUGAUUGGCGAUUUGAGUUGCCUUGCGGGCUUCCCGCCCUGGCAAGUGGGCUUAUGUGAAAUCAUACAGUUGAGAUCGAUCAGGGGCAUUCAUCCUGAGUCUUUCCUGAAUGUUCUCCGAAAGUACUCGAGGACAAGCCAGCGAUUUGGGAGAUGACACUCAAGGAUUAAUGCCCUUGAGGGGGGGAUUAUGAUUUAGGGUUUAGGAACUGUAGACAGCAGAUAGGGAGAGAGAAAAGUAGUGAGGAAAGGAAGAGGAGAAGGAGGAGGAAAUGAUGAUGAAGGAACAUGAAACACGGAGGUGGUGUAGGCACAAUUACAGAGCCGAUGGGUGAGGGGAACGAAAGAAAAACAAAACGGAGAAGGGGAAGAGAUCUGGAGAAGGGGGGGGGGGAGGUAUGUAGUGGGGUGUCCAGCCAGGAAGAAAGCUUAUGCAGGGAGGCACAGGGAAUCAGGAGAGGAGAGAGAAAGGGGAGGGCUGGCAGGGGAGACAGGGAGUCAAGAGAGGAGGGAGAAAGAGGAGGCUGGCAGGGAGGCAGUAGGAGAGAGAAAGAGGACGCUAGGAGAGAGUACAGCGGAGAGGAAAAGGCGAAAAUCGGCGGAUCGAAUCCAUCUACGGUCGAGAUUCAUUCACCUGCUAAGGAAGUGUCAAACCUACCGGUAGCUUGUGUGUUCCUUGGCUCCGAGUUGCACUUUCCAUUCGUGCAUGUGCUCGGUUGCGGUACAGACAGUACAGACAGUUGGCUCUGUCGAUGACUGAGUUCCCCCCCCCCCCCCCCCCCACGUCUGCGAUAUCCUUGUCUCAAUUUUUUGGUCGUCCGUGAUAUUAUGUCACAAUCAAAUCAGAUUCCAGUUAACAGUUGAAAAUAAAUGUGCACUUCAAAG
Molecule: messenger RNA, 2735 nt
Organism: Chara braunii
Lineage: Eukaryota; Viridiplantae; Streptophyta; Charophyceae; Charales; Characeae
Source: the annotation of a GenBank genome assembly